Glarea lozoyensis ATCC 20868 is the source of this 843-nucleotide messenger RNA. Its product is annotated as NAD(P)-binding Rossmann-fold containing protein. Bases 1 to 843 code for a protein of 280 amino acids. The record is from RefSeq and is a predicted model, not a curated record. Lineage: Eukaryota; Fungi; Ascomycota; Leotiomycetes; Helotiales; Helotiaceae. The transcript has 2 exons.
AUGUGCGCGAGAUCUCCAGAGAAGGGCAAAGAAGCAAUCGAAAACAUCAUGAAAAUGCACCCCUUUGCCAAGAUCGAUCUCCUGGAAAUGGAUCUAAUGGAUCUGGCCAGCGUUGUUGCAGCCGCCAAACACUUCCUGGCAAUCGAAACUGCCCUGCACGGUCUUGUCAACAAUGCAGGUAUCAUGGCCACGCCAUUUAAGAUGACCAAAGACAACUACGAGACCCAAUGGCAGACGAACUACCUCUCACAUUGGGUUUUCACAGAACACCUGCUUCCACUCAUGCGACAAACAGCAAAGUCGCUUCCUCCUGGAAGCGUGCGUAUCGUCAAUCUUAGUUCAUCCGGUCACUUAAGCGCGCCGAAAAUCGGAAUCAAUUUCGAGGACCUCUCGCUUAAAGACGGAAGUACAUAUCAAAGAUAUGGCCAGAGCAAACUCGCCAACAUACUGCAUACCAAAACACUGCAUAAGAGGUACGGGCCUGGCUCUCCUAGCGCUCGAGAUGGCAAGGGCGAAAUCUGGCUUCUGUCUGUCCAUCCGGGCUUGGUUGAGACGAAUCUCGGCGAGUCGAUUGCAGAGUCAGGAUCGAUGAUUGUGAACGGUGUCUUCUCCGUUUUCCGCAAACUUGGGUUCUUCUCCAAUGCCGACGAGGGAUCGUGGACUAGUCUAUAUGGUGUGGCGAAUUGGGAUAUGAAGGCGGAGCAGAGCGGUGAUUAUUUUGAAGUUCACCGACGGUUUGGAGAGCCGAGAUGGCAGAGUGCUGCGGCGAAAGAUGCGAAGCUUGCUGAGAGACUGGACGAGUGGACUAGGGAAGAGAUGAAGAAGCAGGGGUGGGUUUCAUGA